CACACGCACACACAUACACACAUCAUACUGCACUUUCCACAACUCACAGCUCCUGUGGAAGCAUCACACACUCCCUGGAGGACCUUUCUCUCUGUCUUUCUCCCAUGUGACUUAUAAUGGAGUUUUGAAAUGUUUCAACUUCACUUCUAAUAUCUUUGGAAAUAACAUCUCCAAGCAACAAGGUGAGAUGGAAGGGCUUUGACUUGCACUAGCCUGGAGUUACAUUAUGGUUCUGGGCCAAGCUGUCAACAUGAGUUUGAUGGACAUUUCUAAGAUCUUCUCCCUUCUGCAGCCUAAGGAGGAGGAUGAGGACAACGAACAGUGUCAGGCCUUGAACAAUGCCGUGAGCAGCGACGAUGUGACUCUGCUCACCGAGCUCCUGUCUCAGGAGACCUACAGGAGGUCUAUCAAUGCUCGGAGCGGGUGGGGGGUCCCAGUCACCCCCCUGCGCACCGCUGCUGCUCUGGGACACUUGAGGUGCCUGGAGUUACUGUUGGAACAUGGUGCAGAGAUUGACAGCCUGGAUGUGAAGGCCCAGACACCUCUGUUCACAGCUGUCAGUGGGAAACAUCUGGACUGUGUGGUUGCCCUGCUGAAGGCCGGAGCCGACCCUAACGGCAGCCAGUACAACAACUGCUCUCCGGUGCUGACUGCUGCCCGGGAAGGUGAUGUAGAGGUGCUGCGCGAGCUGCUGAGGUUUGGAGCCGAGGUGGACGUCAGACCCAAAGUACCCGAGUGGGCCUCCAACACCACGGCCUGCAGAGGGCCCCUUUAUAUAUCAGCUGUUUAUGGACACCUGGACUGCUUUAAACUGCUCCUUCUGUACGGGGCCAACCCCAACUACAACUGCACAGAUGAGAAGAUGCUGGCCAGGAUAAAGCAGCCAAAGACAGUUCUGGAGGUUUGUCUCCGUUACGGAUGCGGGGUGGAGUACAUCCAGCUUCUCAUAAACUUUGGGGCAGACGUGUAUCUACCCACACUGAUCAUUGACAAGACAACAAAGCAGAAUGAAGCUCUAGUUCUGCUGCUUAAGGAGAGAGUUUGUCCCAAAACACUGAUGUCCCAGACUCGACUGGCAAUUCGAAGAUACAUCUCCUUUGCUAAUAAAGAGCCCGCCAUUGACAGUUUGGACAUUCCUCUGAUCCUGAGAAACUACCUGAAGCACGACACCUCAGAACUAAUAUGAUGCUCGUGCCAGCAUCAAAAUAUAGGGCCAGUGAAUUUCAUUUUUACCUCGUUGCUGUAGACUCAUGACUUUGAUUCCUAGCUUUCUCCACAAGUAGGACAAGAUAACGGAGACUCACACAACCACUGUCAAGUGCACACUGUGUAAUAUUUUCCUCUGAUUCCUUUAGAGGUCACUGUACUGUCCCAGUGCUGUAAAUUCUUGUUUUUAUUAUUUAUAUCUGAAGUUUGUGAUAGAUUUAUUAAAGAGCUUAAGUAUUUAUAGACAUUUUUAGCUCUGCAAAGCUGUUUGAAGAGACUUUUAUAGCCACAAACGGAUGAUCAUCCUCAAGGGCUCAGUUUUGGAAAAUCUGCCAUGUCCUCAGGAAGUGUAACACCACAGUUGACCACUAGAGACCACAGUAACACUGCUUAUUGCUCUUGUCCAAAUAUGAGGCCUCUCAUUGGCAAUUUUGAUAAUCUUUGUACAAUCUUUAGCUCUUUUUCUUUACAGGUAUCUUUAUGCAAUCAGAUGUAGUCUCACUUCAGUUAUUUAGAUAUCCAGACACAACCAGAGAAACACACACACACACACGCACACACACACUGUCUGCACCACACCAGGACAUCUUAGAUCUUGCCUGAAAAACAGUCUUGCAUCUGUGGACUUCAAAACAUUAGGAAGCGCAGCGAUCAUCCAACACUUCAGCACAGCCAACAGGGAGAAUAUAUUUGCAUAAGUCUCAUUACUUAUUGAUUACAGCAUAGUUAUUUGCAGGCUACAAUUUGUGGUUGGAAGUUUGUUGAAAUUCUUUUUCUUUUGUGGCUAGUGAAUACCAGUCUGAUGAUGGUUCUUAUCUAAACUUGUGUUUUUAAAUUCAAAGUCCGGCCUUUUAUUUGUAGCACGUACAGCAGUUAAUGUGUCAGCUGUUGGGAAUGGGGGCCCAACAAACAGGAAAUGAUGUCACACGACAGGAAACCCAACACAAUGCUCUCACACAUACUUUGACGCCUUGACACACAGUUCUGUAGAGGUUUUAUUUUCAACAAAAGUACAGCUAUAUCAGAUAUGGAUUUAUUUUUACAGCGAAGUACAACAUAUUCCCAGUGCUUCUGAUUACAUCAAAACAUAUAAUGUACAUACAGUUGACAUCUCCACUCUCCCAUUCACAGUUUCUGGAUUGAAUAGGCAUUAUUUUUAAGGUUUUUCAUUUCUACAACAAAUAAUCAAACUCAAAAGGCCAGCAAGAAAGAAAAUGACAAAAAUGUUUGCAUAUGGUGACAAAGGAUAUGGAUACUGUGAAUAAAUUCUUCUGUGAUAGGCAAAAAUCCAGACCUCAAACUAGAUGGUAAUAUACAAUGACUAGAUUUCAAAAAGUGGGAUGUCAGUCUUCUGUUUACCUUGUUGUCACUGAACACCACAUCGAUAUAUGGCUCAUUUGAAGACUCUGUUGUACCCUGACUAUUCUGAAACAACACAGGACUGCAUAACCAACUGCAAAGAGUUCCUACUGAAGAUGUUGCUAUGCUAAAUGUGAGUGAACGUGGUUACUGGCUCAUGUAACACCCUGGGCUAAAAGGAAUUGCAGAAAUCUGAGCAACCUCUGGACAGUCUGCUAACUUGGCUGUCUUGGUUUUAUGACUGGAAAGAGAGAUUAAAAAAAAGAAGAAAAAACUGCACAGAAGGCUGUCCUCUCAAUCUACAAGGUCAGAUUGAUCAUUUUAUAAAACCAAUAUGUACAUCCUUUUAACAAUGUGGCCCAAAUGGUGUUAUUUCAUACUGCAUUCAAUAAAUACAAGUGAGGAAUUAA
Molecule: messenger RNA, 2975 nt
Organism: Lates calcarifer (barramundi perch)
Lineage: Eukaryota; Metazoa; Chordata; Actinopteri; Centropomidae
Product: ankyrin repeat and SOCS box protein 12
Exons: 4
Coding region: 227-1186 (319 amino acids)
Molecular function (GO): protein binding
Source: RefSeq, a predicted model, not a curated record